AUGGAUCUUCUUCAAACUUCGAUUAGUCAAUAUUUGGCUAAUGUGAAUCAUGAUAAUACCAAAGCCCUAGAAAUAGCUACCAAAUUAGCUUCUCAGAUUGAAAAUAAACAUUUAAAAUUAUUAGAUUUAGUUAAAUCACUUGGUGAUUAUUUAACUGCUGAUGAUGAUUUAUUAAGACCAAAGGCAACAAUGUGUUUAUCUCAAACUUUAGAUCAAAUAUCACCUAGUGGUUUAACAAAACAUGAUAUUCAAGUUUUAAUUUCAUUUUAUUUAUCCAAAAUUGAUGAUUUAAAAUCAACAAAGGAAACUUUAUUUGGUAUAGAUUCCUUAAUAGUUAUGAAUCAAUUUCCUCCAAUUCAUAUUAAACCUAUCCUUACCAUCCUUCAAGAUCAAUAUCAAUCAACUCAACAUUUAGCAUCAACAAGAUUCUUUACUUUUGAUAUCCUAAAUAAUUUAUUUGAUAAAUUCCCCCAUGUUGUUCAAAAAUAUUCAAAUCAAUUCAUUGAAACAUUUAUUCAUAUUGCAUCUGGUGAAAAAGACCCUAAGAAUUUAUUAAUUUCAUUCACAUUAAAUGGUAAAAUUUCAUCCACUUUACAAAUAGAUAAUUAUAAAGAUGAUUUAUUUGAUGUAUUAUUUUGUUAUUUCCCAAUUUCUUUUAAACCUCCAAAAGAUGAUCCUUAUAAAAUCACUUCAGAUGAUUUAAAAAAUGCAUUACGUCAAGCUAUUGCAUCAAAUUCACUAUUUGCAGAGGAUUCUUAUCCAAAUUUAUUAGAAAAAUUAACUUCAACUGCUCCAAUAGUUAAACAUGACACAAUCAAGACAAUCACUCAAUGUAUAAAAAAUUAUUCAAUUGAUUCAUUAAUUGCAAAUUAUAUUGAAUUAUGGAAUGCCUUAAAAUUUGAAAUAUUACAUGGUGAUCCUGAUGAUGAUGAAGAUGAACUAUUCCCACCAAUUUUAGAAAUUUUCACUACAAUCACUCAAAAAUUAGAAUCAAAUCAAGAAUAUUUUGAAAAAUUUAUAAAUUUAGUUCUUGAUGAAUUAAAAUCAAAUAUUCAAACUUUAACAAAUAAGCAAAAACAAUCAUGUAUCUUAUUAUCUUCCAUAUCUUCUGCAUCUCCUCAAGCUUUCAAUAAAAUUAUUUAUCCUACAAUUACAUUAUUAUUAAAUAAUUCAACAUUAUCAACCCAGGAUCAACGUUCAUUAAUUACCAAUUUAGGCUACUUUACAAGUUCAUAUAUCCUAGUGUUUGGUACAAUAACUGAAGAGAAAAACGUUUCACAAAUUUCUGAAAAUUCUUUAUUACAAUUCAAAGAUGAAAUUUUAAUUCUAUUAGGUAAAGCAUUAAUGUCAACUUCUAAGAUUGAAGUUGCACUAAGAACAUUAUCCAUUGCAGAAUUAACUAAAUUAACAACAUUAUUAGAUUUUUUAUCACCAGAGGAAAUUUCAUUAAUUGUUCAAUAUUUCACUGAAACUGUAUUAAUUGAUGAUAAUGAAUAUGUUUAUGGCGCUGGAAUUUCUGGAUUAAUUCAAAUUGGUUCAAUUGAUUCUUCCAUAUUGUUAGAAAUUACUUUUCCAAAAUUAUUAGAUUUUUUACCAAUUGAUGGUUCUAUGAUUGAAAUUUUAAUUGAUGAUGAAUUUAAACCAAGAAUUAAGAUUUUUGAAGUUUUAAAAUCUAUAACAAGGGAUAAACAAUUAGGUGAUUGGGUUUUGGAAAAAUUGAUAAAGAAAUUAUCAGAAUUAAAUGAAUUGGAUAAUGUUUAUGGAUUUGAAAUUAGUGAAACUUGUCUUGUUAUCUUGAAAGAAAUUCAAAGAUUAUCACCAUUUGAUACUGAUUUAUAUUUAAAAACCUUGUACCCACAGUUACUAGACAUAUUGGAUAAAAAUCAUUCAAAUGAUGAAUUCUUAGAAAGUAUUGGUGAUUUAAUUAAAUUGAUCAUAGUUUAUUCUAAAAAAAAUUUACAUCAAGAAAUCUUGGAUGAUUCAAUAAAUAAAUUUAUUUAUGAAAAGGGAUUAAUCACUGGGAGCCCAAAUAAAUUAAUUAAUAUAUUUGUUAAAAUUAUUGCAGGUCUUGAUAAAAUUGUUAUUUUCCCAAAAGUUGAUGAAUUCUUGGAUGAUUUAAUUAAAUUUACAGAGUUAAAUUCAAAUGAAUUGAAUAAAGAACCAUAUACAAAAUUAGGUUAUUUACAAUUAAUUUCAUUAAUUAUGAAUAAAUUCAUUUCAAAUGAUUCAAAAUAUAUUAAUUAUUUGGAUAAUAGUGAUGGAAUUUCAUCAAUUAAUUUAGAAAUUUUUACAUGGAUUACCAAGAGUAUUGUUUUGAAAAUGUCUUCAGAAUCUGAAAAUUAUAUCACCAUUUUAUUUAAUUAUUUAUCAAAUGAAGAAUUUGGUUUAAUUAUAACAAAAUCAUUUGAAAUCUUGGUUAUUGAUUUAAAUAAUUUUGAAAAAUUUAAGAAAAAGCAAAAUAAUAAUGUUAGAUUAUUAUAUAAACAAUCAUUUUUCCAAAUUAUUACACCUUUAUUAAUAUCAGGGUUCCAACAAACUCAAGAUUUAAAAACAAAAUCAAAUUACCUAACUUCAUUAUCAUAUAUCUUAAAACAUAUUAAAAGAGAAAUUAUUAUACCUCAUUUAUCUUCAUUUUUCCCAUUAUUAUUACAAGCAAUUUCAUUACCAAAAUCUGAAGUUAGAUAUGCAUCAAUAAAUACAAUCUUAUCAACAAUUGAUGAAAUUCCAGAUUUAGUUUCAUCACAUUUAUCAACAUUAAUUCCAAAAUUUUUAGAAAUGUCACAACAUAAGAAUACAAGAUUAAAUAAUGAAAAAGUUCGUUUAAUUUGUCUUCAAGUAUUAGAAGCUUUAGUUCAUACUGUUGAUAUAACAAAAUUAAUUCCAUUUCAAGAAAGAAUUAUAAAAGAAUUAAGUGAUGUUUUAGAUGAUCCAAAAAGAUCUGUUAGAAAAGCUGCUAUUGAUACAAGACAAGCUUAUUAUGAAUUAGGUAGAACUGUUGAUUAA
This is a messenger RNA of Hansenula ciferrii, 3003 nucleotides long. RefSeq names its product Met18p (gene MET18). The record is from RefSeq and is a predicted model, not a curated record. Gene Ontology annotation, cellular component: cytosolic [4Fe-4S] assembly targeting complex. Gene Ontology annotation, biological process: iron-sulfur cluster assembly. Bases 1 to 3003 code for a protein of 1000 amino acids. Lineage: Eukaryota; Fungi; Ascomycota; Saccharomycetes; Phaffomycetales; Wickerhamomycetaceae. The transcript has a single exon.